ACAGUGUUCUUGAGUAGAUUAAGUGUUUUACUGUCUUGUUUCAGUUAGGCAAGGCAGAGAGCGAACUGACUGCUUUGUCAUGCAAGGUUGAUCAGGAGUACAACACUCUUGCUGGAUCACAGGCAGCUAACACUCAGGUCCCGACAGAACUUAUCAGCAAUGUCCAAAGCCUUCGUAGUGAGUUGAUGCAGGUGUCUGAUGAAGUUCUUGAGAUCCAGAAGCAGCAGAAGAUGGUAAUGUCCACAAUCCAGACACAACUGAGUACUUUGUGCAGUCAGUUUGAUGAUCUCAGCAACAUCACUGGUCCAGCAGCUUUGACAGAAGGAAAACAGGAAGAUGGCAAGGAAAACAGCUAUGAAAGUGAUUAAGAGAAGUAACUUAGAUUAGAUUUCGAUUGUGAUAUCUUGUCAAAUAGCUUGGGACUAUAGUGAUUCUCUACUGCAGUUCUUGCUUUCUAAAUUGCAAGAUAAAGUGUUUGUUAUAUGUAUGAGAUUUGAAUUACAUUAAUUUACUUUUUGGUAUGUUGUCAGUAUAUUACUGACAAAAUGGUUGAUGAAAGGAAUUUUAGAAGUCAGUUUUAUGAGAAGGUUGGGCUAAGGGAGGUGGAGGAGAAGCGUGCUGUAGAAGCCCUUCUAAAGGAACAACCAUUGAAUGAGCGAAAAUUUGCAAAUUUUGCACAGCGGUCCAUAGUUCCUGCUACAAAUCGAACACUGGUCUGGAAGUUUUUGCUUGGCAUCACUCCCCGUUAUGCUGAGUCUCAAGAGUAUGUGGGGCAACAACAGGCCCUCAUGUUUGAGGAACUUUGGCGUGCUCUUAAAUCAUUGGGUCUUGGAAAUGUUGCCACACUUGGGGAAGAAACAGUCAAUGGACAUGACUGCCAUGGAAAUGCAGUUAACACUAAAUUUGCUUCAGGAAAUAAGCCUUGGUCAGAUAUACCUCUUCCAGAGCAUUACCUCCUGAUGUGGUUGAUGAGUGAAGCCAAACUUCUGUUUGACAUCAGACAGCAGUUACGAACAAAACAAAACCAACACUUCAUAGCCAUUGCAAGAAAGGUGUCUUGUUUCUUUGACGCUCCAGUAGAUAUCUACCAUGUCUGUGCCUCCAUCUGGUCACUUCUGCUAAAGAAUGAGCAGGCUAUCUUAGAUGCUGUCCAAGAUGCCAUUGGCAUGUUGCGGAAGGAAAACGACUACCUCCACCUCCACCUGUUUAAAAUGGGUCUCUUCACCAGCAGUCUCUUAAAACAUCAGUGCUUCAGCCUGUUCUGUGAUAUCUUCCCAGAGACAGCCAUUGAGAAAAUACUGGAUAAAAUCUUUGCUGGUGCAUUUAGAGUCCUGUCAUUUGUGAUUGUAGCAAUGCUCGUCCAUCAGAGACGACCUUUAAUUGCAACAUCAUCUGUGGAAGGUGUGCGAAAUGUCAUAAGUAAUAUAAGGAAAGAAGAAGCUGAAAUUAUUGUCACAUCUGCUCUAGACCAUUGGCUAAAAGUAGGGGUGGUGAAGAGAGGGUAAGGCUUAAGAAAGUUUAGCAAGUCAAACCACUGAGCCGUCUUUUCUCCCUGAAUUGUGGCAGAUGAUUCCCAAAUUUUUGUUGUGUUACAGAAUGAUAUCAAAGUAUAUUUGUUAUGGUUACCAGGCAUUGUUUUUUCUGUAAACAUGCUUAUGGUGUAAUUUUUAAAUAAAUUUCAGAAUUGA
Penaeus indicus is the source of this 1688-nucleotide messenger RNA. RefSeq names its product TBC1 domain family member 7-like (gene TBC1d7). NCBI's taxonomy places the organism in Eukaryota, Metazoa, Arthropoda, Malacostraca, Decapoda, Penaeidae. Gene Ontology annotation, molecular function: GTPase activator activity. The coding region runs from base 546 to 1505 and encodes 319 amino acids. The transcript has 2 exons. Gene Ontology annotation, biological process: negative regulation of TOR signaling; activation of GTPase activity. The record is from RefSeq and is a predicted model, not a curated record.